Messenger RNA from Drosophila ficusphila, 997 nucleotides. Its product is annotated as transmembrane protein 199. The transcript has 2 exons. Gene Ontology annotation, cellular component: endomembrane system. Gene Ontology annotation, biological process: vacuolar proton-transporting V-type ATPase complex assembly. Lineage: Eukaryota; Metazoa; Arthropoda; Insecta; Diptera; Drosophilidae. The coding region runs from base 1 to 915 and encodes 304 amino acids. The record is from RefSeq and is a predicted model, not a curated record.
AUGUCCAAGUCAACGAUCGUCGAUACUCGCGUGAGGUUAGUGCCCUCAAAGAAGCUGCUGGAUUUCCUGGACGCUCAGAAGGAGCACUUUCAGCAGGUGCCCGAAAAUGUGGCAAAAAUUGUGAAGCAGAAGGGUGUCACCCUGCCUCUUAGCACGAAGAUAAUUAAGAAUAAUGAUGUAGUCAGCAAACGUCCAAAGAUCGACCAAGUUCUGUUGGAGAAACUAACUGAGAAUAUACCCAACAUACCUGAAGAGCUUAUAAAGGAUAAAGCAAAAUCCACAGAGACAGAUAACGAUAAGUCAGAAACACCGAAGGAGAGAAAAAAUGUGCUGUAUUUGAGUGAUCUGCAUUGGCUUGCUAGCACCCUAGACGAACUGCGUCGACAAAAUCACUGCCAGGUGUUUUUACACCAGCUGAUUGAGUCCAGUGAACUCAUUCUGCCCGAGAACGAGAUAAAGCCACGCAAUCCCGAAUUGGAAGCACGGUGCCAGCGGCUUCGCGCAGAACAGCACAACCGGGACUACCUGAAAAUGACCAAGAAUGUGGAUGCCGGCCUAAAACACUACCCCGAAGACACUAUUUCCUAUCAAAUCAAAAGCCUCAACAAGCAGAUCAUUGCCGUCGUGCAGUUCAUCUUUUCCGUGGCCGCUGGCUUUACUUUCGGUUUCUUUGGCGUUAACUUAAUGGUGGGCCCUCUGCCCUUCGGCUUUCGCAUUCUGCUGGGCGUGAUUGUGGCGCUCAUCAUUGCCCUGGCCGAAAUGUACUUCCUGGCGAAGAAGCUGCACGAGUACGACGAAGUGCUGGACGCGCCCAAACGCAAACAGCAGACUGCGACUCCAGUCAAGCGGACUGUAGUCGCCAAGCCGCCGGCUGAAGGAAGCCAGGUGCAGACUUUGAAACCCCAUGCUGACUAGACAAUUAAGGAAUUAUUUUCGUUCUUUAUGUACACACACAUCCUUGUAUUAUUUCGCGUUGCAAUGUUAGGUUAUAUAAAUA